AAUCACGGAAGCUGGUGCAAUGUCAUUUUUUUAGGAUAAAUUAUCACGGGCGAAAUUCAGAAAAGUGGGACAGAGCAGAUUUCGGGGUAAUAAUGGAGGAACCCGAUCCACGGUGAUUGAUUCCAAUCCAAAUCCACAGUUCGGGAUCCAUUGAGCAGCCUUGUUCGAGCGCAGAGCAGCUGUGAAAAAGAACCAGACGAGCUCAAUUCUGAAAUGCCUCAAGACACAUCAAAAUACGGUUAUUUGCGGGACUCCAUAUAACUUGUAAUAUUACCCAUCUGUUAACAUAAGUUUCUGUUUUUUUGUCGGGUGUAGUAGCUGUAUAAGUUUAACCAGACAUACCACUAGCACAUGAUUCGGUACCACACAGGCUUGCGUCAGCUAGGAUAGCCACGCCAAUUAGUCAAGAGACAGGUUAUUUUUGGUGCGAGUGAGCGCGCUGGGGUGCAUUACCAUAAUGAUUUGGCCAUAUGAGCAUAGCUAACAACUGCUUCGUUUCAUAUCAUCAAGUCGCUAAAUCCUGCAUAUUUCAUGACAUAAAUCUGAACUCAUUUGUGUGUAGCCUCGAGUUGGAUUUUUUUGGGGGUUAUACAUUUUGUGGUACUAAAACAAAGACAGUGGUACAGACGUUUUAGAUUAUAGAUUUAUUCCGUAUAUCAACCAAUUGCAUUGAUUAAAUGUCAUACGAGGCGCCAUUAAAUAAUGGACCUGCAUUUUUAUUCCGAUCUAACGGAUGGGACUGGGCAACACGGAGAUCCAGAAUUCCUGGACCCUGGGUCUUUCAAUGGAUAUGACAAUAAGUUCCCUGAAGGCAGUAAUAACUACCUGACCAUCAGCGGUGCGGGCCAUCCGUUCCUCUCAUCCUCUGAGACGUUCCACACCCCCAGUCUGGGAGAUGAGGAGUUCGAGAUCCCCCCCAUCUCCCUGGAUCCAGAUCAGGCGCUCAUCGCGUCCGAUGUGGUGGCCCAUUUUGGAGCGCUGUCGGAUGGAGAGCGCAGUGGCUUGUCCACCCCCGGGAACGUUGUGGUUGGGGGAGACGAUCCGUCCUUUGCCUCCACUUUUGUGAAUCCCCACCCGGGGUCUCAGGGACUGGACCACCACCUGAGUCUGGGGGUCAUCAGUCAGCCAGGUGGAGGAGGAGCUAUUCUGGGGUCUGCUCUGGGCAUGGAUCUGGGCCACCCCGUUGGCUCCCAGUUCAGCAGCUCCUCUCCCACGACCAUAGACGUCCCGUUGAGUGACAUGGACCACAGCCUGUUGGGCCACAACCAGCUGAUCACCAUCGACCAAUCGGAGCUCAGCGCCCAGCUGGGGCUCAGCCUAGGGGGCGGGGCCAACCUGGCGAGGUCGCAGUCACCUGAACAACCACUGUCGGCCGCUGCUUCGCCGGCCGGCUCGCUACAGGACGACGACAUGGACGACUUCAGACAGAGUGUGCUGGUGGAGUCCCCUAUCUCUCUCGGCGUCAUCUCCCUCGAGCCCCCUCUCUCCGACUCCCCCAUUCCUUCCUUUGCGCCGUCCUCUAGCACCCCUCCUACCCUCGUCCGGAGAGGGGCAUCGGCCGGAGGAGGAGGAAGGAAGAAAGGGAAGAAAAAGAAAGACCCUAACGAGCCCCAGAAGCCUGUGUCGGCCUACGCUCUGUUCUUCAGGGACACGCAGGCAGCCAUUAAGGGCCAGAACCCCAGCGCCACCUUUGGAGAGGUGUCCAAGAUAGUGGCCUCCAUGUGGGAUAGCCUGGGGGAGGAGCAAAAGCAGGUGUACAAGAGGAAGACGGAAGCAGCUAAGAAGGAGUAUCUCAAGGCUCUGGAAGCCUACAGGGAUCAUCAGCUUUCUCAGCCGACCAUUGAGGUUCUGGACACUUCCCCGUCGCCUCCCUCUCCUCCUCCCGUUGCCCCACUCCCCGCCCCUGCUCCCCGUUCCACCCGUUCCUCCGUCCCCCACCUCGCCCCUGAAGAGAACACCAUCACCAACAUCUGCACCUCCAACAUCAUCCUAGCAGGUGGAGACCUCCCUCAGGUCACCACCCGCUCCCGUACAGGGGCGCAAAAACCCCCCACUUCUACGCCCGCCCUGGCCCUAAACCUCCCCACCGUUACAAAAAUCAUCAUCAAGCAACAGACGUUGCCAUCAGGGGUAAUGGUGGUGUCAAGUAGUACGGUAUCAUCUACUCGGCAGCCGCCACCACUCCAACAGAUGCAGAACACCCCUCCUCCGCCCCGUCUCCAGCAGAUGGUACAUGCCCAGGCCCCACCGCCACUGCAGGCCAAACCAAGAGGCGGGGGUGCCAUGGCACCACCCCCUCUGCAGAUCAAGAUCGUCCCUCCCGCCUCAGAUUUGGACUCACCCAUUAUCGGCACGGCGGCAGGGGGGUUAGCCGCGUUGGGGGGGGCCACUCCGACCUCGGGGGAGGUGGUACAGUCCGCUGCCUUAGUAACGGCCUGUUCGACGGAAGCCGAGGACGAGGCUGAAGGAGAGGAUGGGAUGCAGGUGGAGUUGAAUGUGUCUCCAGGGCCAGAUGUGACCCAGACCUGCAGCCCUAACCUGUGUGUCCGAGCCGGCUGCACCAACCCAGCUGUAGAGAACAAGGACUGGGACAGGGAAUACUGCAGCAACAAGUGUGUGGCCACACACUGCAGGGAUGUGUUCAUGGCCUGGUGUGCGAUCCGACGGCAGGACUCCACUGUCACGUAAGGAAUGGACAGAAGAGAGGAGUGAUAGAUGGACAAAGACUUCAAAGAGGAGUGAGAGGAGAGAAGAGUGAUAUUUGGACAUGAUAGGGAUUAGCCAGGACUAAAGAGAAAGGAGAGGGGAGUGAAGAAUGGAGAAGAGAAGAGAGGGACUUGGCUUUUUUCCACAACCAGACUUUGUCCUCAUAGAAUAAUCAAGCAGAAGACCAAUAUUCCUGUGCUGAUACAUUAUGAAGUUUAAAUAAUAAGAUCAUUUUAUAUGAAAUGUUUUUAAGGUAAUAUCUAAUAUAACACUACAGGCACCACUGGUAUGUCUCUUGCAUUUCAUAGCUCGUGCCAUAGAGUUGGACAAAGGGCACAUAUCUGCAAAUGGUGCUGUCCAUGCAAAAGUAGACUGUGAUAAUCUAUCCAACUCUACAGCUAAUGACGGUUUUUCUCCUGACCAUGUUAUCAGUGUUGUGAUUUCAAGGUAUGUACAGUGCAUUCGGAAAGUAUUCAGACCCCUUGACUUUUUCCUCAUUUUGCUACGUUACAGCCUUAUUCUAAAAUUGAUUAAAUGAAAAAAAAUCUUCAUCAAUUUACACACCCCAUAAUGACAAAGCAAAAACAUUUAAAAAAACAAAACAUUUUUGCAAAUGUAUAAAAAAAUAAACAACAGAAAUACCUUAUUUACAUAAGUAUUCAGACCCUUUGCUAUGAGACUCAAUUGUUUCCACUGAUCAUCCUUAAGAUCUUUCUACUGAUUAGACAUGAUUUGAAAAGGCACACACCUCUCUAUAUAAGGUCCCACAGUUGACAGUGCAUGUCAGAGCAAAAACCAAGCCAUGAGUAGGGCUGUUGUGGUGACCAUAUUACUGCCACACCGACAGUCACGAGUCAUGAAGGCAGUCAAAUUCCACAUGACCGUUUAGUCACGGUAAUUAGGCUUCUCUAAGCUCUGAUGCUGCUGCUGGUCAUUGGUAGCCUACCAAACUUGCUAACUGCCUGUUACUCAGCAAUCUAUUGCCCCUCUAAUCACUCUGACAUCAAUGUAAAUGUAUUCUAAAAUCGAAUCAAACACUUCAUGAGAGCCCGUCAGCUCAUGUUGCGCAACAUUUCUAUAGGCUAUGCAGUUGUGGGAGAAAACCGAGUGAUGGUCACUUACAAAAAGAGGAGGAUCCCAUCAGCUUUCUAAAGGCUAGGCCUAGUAUAUUUAUUAAUUUCUCAACUUUCCUCAUGUUAAGCACAUUACUUAUAUGUAUAACAGGAGUAUAGCCUACCUGGCUGGCAUGAAAAUAAACCACUGGGAAAAGCGUCCUCCAUUCGCUGUUUAAGUGCAUAGAUGACUUAUUUUUUUCCCCCUGCCCUGUUUCGCUACAGGUGCAUGAUAAUGGUCCAUUCUAAAUCAAAACAAAUGUCAUACAUAUAUUAUUUAGUAUAUGUAAAGACAAAAUUAAAUCAAGAAUAGUCUGAUGGGUGAUAAUAUUAGCCUGUCACUUGUGAAUUAUAUGUUAUCACUUGUGAAUGAUGCCCAGCAUAAGAAACAUGCCUUUUUUUCCGACUCGUUUGCAGCCCCUGAGUUUCAAGUUUGGGGAAGAUCAUUUUCACCAUAAAAAUGCACCUUUAUAAUAAAAGCAUUACAUGCAUAAUUGCAUUUGCGGUCACUUUUUAAAUAUUUAUCGCACAGAAUAGAAUAGGUCGACCUUUGUACUACGGGGGAUAGUAGCUUGACAUAGACUAGUGCUUUUGCUGUUCAAUAGGCCUACUCAACUUGUUGGCUGACAAAAAGUAAAUUUGGACAGUUCAUCCAAUAUCUUCAAUAUGACCUCGGAAUUGGAUAAGGACUCGUGCAGCUGCGUCCCCGAUAUGUCUGUCUUCACUUGUAGCCUGUGAGAAAGACCUGGUCACGUGACAGAUUGCGCAGCACACUCAGGGAGAAGGGCACAACGCAGCACUCCGGGCCACAAAAGGCAUGGAUUUUUUUAGGGUGCAUUACGGCCACAAAGGGGAUGCCACCAUGAAUUCGAGGCAUUGUCAAGUGCUUGUUAAAUUGUGAAUGAGACUAUUGGAGUGUGUACAGCCUGCGCAAAAAAAUAAAGCAGAGCUCAUGCCAUUCAAGCAACUUUUUUCAAAUCAUCAUUAGUCUCAUCAUGCAGCCUUACAAUGUUUGUAGAACAACUAAAGUUACAUUGAUACCUCUAAAUUAAGCAUAUAGGAGUACCUAUUUCUUUGUUAACCGCUCAACAUAGAAUAGCCACAUGUGCUCACUCCCUCAAAUCGAGAGAAUAUUUAUAUUUGAUUCUGCUUUGUUCAGUACUAUAAAAUAAUGCCAUGGAAUUAUAAGCAAAUCUUGUCUGCUAAAUGAACUAGUGUAGCCCACAGCCAUUUGACAUAGCCACAUCAGGACCUAACACAAGAACAACUCAGAGUAUGCUAUUCUUUUCUUCUGAAAUAGACUAUCAUGCUGCUUUAGACCUGUCUAAAAUAAAUAAUGGAUUUAUAGUGAAGGAGUAUGCUAUAUUACAUGGAUUUAUUCAAAAUGGCUUGUGGGCCGUGUGUGGAAACCAGGAGAUGCUAAAUGUGAUUAUGUUAAUUAACAGUCAAUUACCGUGAGACUGACAGUUAUUUGCUUGACAAUCACUGGCUGACAAAAUGUCCACCACAGCCCUAGCCAUGAGGUUGAAGGAAUUAUUUGUAGAGCUCUGAGAUAGGAUUGUGUUGAGGUACAGAUCUGGGGAAUGGUACCAAAAAAUGUCUGCAGCAAUGAAGGUCCCCAAGAACACAGUGACCUCCAUCAUUCUUAAAUGGAAGAAGUUUGGAACCACUAAGACAUUUCCUAGAGCUGACCGCCCGGCCAAACUGAGUAAUCGGGGGAGAAGAGCCGUGGUCAGGGAGGUGACCUAGAACCGAUGGUUAGUGACAGAGAUCCAGAAUUCCUCUGUGGAGAUGGGAGAACCUAACAGAAGGACAACCAUCUCUGCAGCACUCCAUCAAUCAGGCCUUUAUGUAGAGUGGCCAGACGGAAGCCACUCCUCAGUAAAAGGCACAUGACAGCCUGCUUGGAGUUUGCCAAAAGGCACAUAAGGACUUUCAGACCAUGAUAAACAAGAUUCUCUGGUCUGAUGAAACCAAGAUUGAACUCUUUGGCCUGAAUGCCAAGCAUCACGUCUGGAGGAAACCUGGCAUCAUCCCUACGGUGAAGCAUGGUGGUGGCAGCAUCAUACUGUGGGGAUGUUUUUCAGCUGGUAGAGACUGGGAGACUAGUCAGGAUUGAGGGAAAGAUGAACGGAGCAAAGUACAGAGAGAUCGGCAAUAAAACCUGCUCGCUCAGGGCCUCAGACUGGGGGGGCGAAGGUUCACUGUUGAACAGGACAACGACCCUAAGCACACAGCCAAGACAACGCAGGAGUGGCUUCAGGACAAGUCUCUGAAUGUCCUUGAGUGGCCCAGCCAGAGACCGGACUUGAACCCGAUCGAACAUCUCUGGACAGACCUGAAAUUAGUUGUGCAGCAACGCUCCCCAUUCAACCUAACAGAGCUUGUGAGGCUCUGCAGAGAAGAAUGGGAGAAACUCCCCAAAGGUGUGCCAAGCUUGUAGCAUCAUACCCAAGAAUAAUCAAGGCUGUAAUCGCUGACAAAGGUGCUUCAACAAAGUACUGAGUAAAGGGUCCGAAUACUUGUGCAAAUUGUAUAUUUCCGUUUUUUAUUUGUAAUAAAUGUGAUGGGGACAAACAUACACACACAAUUGAAUACAUUUUAGAAGAAGGCUGUAACGUAACAAAAUUUGGAAAAAGUCAAUACUGAAUACUUUUCUAAUGCACUGUAAAUCAUGCAUUGUGAUUUGGUAGCUCUGCCUGCAACUUAAAAUCAGUGUCACCCUCAGCCCUAGUGGGAAUUUCCUCUCGGUCUAAUGGUUAAGACAGUUGGUUUCCGGAGCAGGGGACCGGGUUUGACAUAAAAUAAACCUCUGGGCUGUGUUCAGGAGUGUGCAACAUUCUGAACGUUGCAGAUAGAAAUGCUAUGUAUAGAACUGACAUGAUUCCUUUCUCUCGUACCUGACAAAAGUAUGUCUGUACUACAUACAUUUCAUAUAAUAUAUUUCUAUCUGUACGGUUGUUCUUUACUGAAAAUGAUUCCCGUUGAAUGGGAAGGCUUCUCUCCUUUAAAGUAUGCAUAUUUGGAACAUUCAGGUUUACAGUUUGUUUUUGAAAAACCAUUAUGUGGUGAAAUAAGAUUUGGAAAAAUGUAUUUAAAGAAAAUACGUAAAAUCAUUUAAACAAUGCACACAAUAACACUUAACCAGUUUGUACUUUUAUUUCAGUAGGGGAAAGGAAAAAUGAUUUUGAUUUUGUAACCUAAUUAUUUUUUCCCUGUUUAAUCUCAAUCUGGGCGCAUAUUCAUAAAGCUCUCUAAAUAGGGGUGCUGAUCUAGGAUCAUGUCCCCUGUUGCCAUAUGUAAUCUUAUUAAUUUUGAUCGAAAAGACAACUGUUCCUAGAUCAGCACUUCUACUCUGAGAUGCUUUAUGAAAACGGCAGUGACGCGUAAAAUAAGCAAUAUCAGUGUUUUACCCAUAAAGAUAAUUAUUUAAUUAAAUCUUAAUUCUGUACAAUAGUAAUUAUUUUUCAUAUGGUUUCACCACGUGCAUCAAUAGAUUUGCUUGGCAUUGGAUUAGUGAAAGAGAAAUGAUGGGUUCUGAUUUCUAAUCACUUGCCAGUUGUCAUCCUCAGUAUAUUAUGGGUGCAGAACAAAAAUUGCACAAACAUGUUCAUAAAUAAUAAAAAAGCAAAAACAAAUGAAUGAAAAGGUUGUUCUCCUAAUGGUGAUUAGAAUGCUUUAUGGAAAUGUUUAAUAUUUUAUGUAUCAGAACGUAAAUUUUUGGUUUGAAUUCUGUUUAUAUCCCUAAAAUGUAUUUUUAUUGUUUUUUUUAAAGCAAAAAAAUCCAAUUAACUAAUCUAUUAAAGAUUAUGAUUUUAUCACCAU
This is a messenger RNA of Oncorhynchus masou masou (cherry salmon), 7643 nucleotides long. Its product is annotated as TOX high mobility group box family member 4-A-like. Lineage: Eukaryota; Metazoa; Chordata; Actinopteri; Salmoniformes; Salmonidae. Gene Ontology annotation, molecular function: chromatin DNA binding. Gene Ontology annotation, biological process: regulation of transcription by RNA polymerase II. The coding region runs from base 703 to 2688 and encodes 661 amino acids. The transcript is spliced from 10 exons. Gene Ontology annotation, cellular component: nucleus. The record is from RefSeq and is a predicted model, not a curated record.